ACUUGUUGAAAUGGCGUUAAUCGUUGGCGCGCACAAAUCUGAGGAUGUAUUCUUUGAAUUUGAUGAUUUCGAUGAGGACGAGUUGGGAAAAAGUUUUCUUGAAGAAACUUUACAAAGGAUAGAAGACGACUUCAUGGGAAAUCCUAGACAUUACACUCUAUUCACCGGUGCUGCUAGUGGCAGUGAUAUGUUCUGGCAAAAUUUGGGAGCAAAGUACGGUGUUCGCAUAAAAGCGUUUUCCUUUGAGGCACAUGGAGGAAAAAAUACUGCUAGAGUUGUUCUAAGCAACGAACAAUUGAAACAGGCUGAUGAAUUCUUGCUUAAAGCGAACAAAACUUUAAAGAGGCAUUUCCCGACAAGCAACAACUUUGUAAAUAAUUUACUUCGUCGUAAUUGGUACCAAGUGAAAGAUUCAAAUGGUGUGUUUGCCAUUGGCAAACUUAGUGCGAGUCGAAGCAGAGUCGAGGGUGGCACAGGAUGGGCCGUGCAAAUGGCAGUCGAUUCCAAAAAACCCGUGUAUUUGUUCGACAUCGUGAAUAGUUUGUGGCAACAGUUCGAGGAUCGCAAGAGGAAAUUUGUGUAUUGUGAAGCUCCAAGGCUGACUUUAAAUUUUACAGGCAUCGGAACAAGGGCUUUACCAGAGAAUGGAAAAGUUGCUAUUGAAAAAAUAUUCGAAGAAACUUUUGGAUCUCUGUCAAGAUUCAGGAGUUAAUGGUAUGAGGACAUUGUUACUACAAGCGACUGAAUUUUGACAAGGAUACUAGUAAUAGUGAUAAUAUUUAUUAACUUUUAUAAUAAAGUUCACAUAUAAUGCGCGCUGUCAUCGGUUAAAAUAGCGUGCUCUAUCAGAGUACGAGGCAUAAAGCUGAGUUAAAGCUGUCACAUCAUCUGCCAAUGUCCCAUCUUUUCCCAUACUUUGGAACAAGCGAGUUAGCAAAUUGGUAAAAAAAGAACCAGGCAAACUCGAACUAUGUCUUGUGUUACUCCUUACACUUCUUUUGUGUUCUAGCAGCUCCCGGCAUGCUUUACAACAGAACAGAGCACAGUCAAGGCUUCUCUAUUUGUUACAUAUUGUAAUAGUAGUGUAGAUAUUUCCAAACCCUACCCUGAUUCAGCAGUUUCAGUUUAAACCUCCUUAAAGAUUUGUACCACUGGUCUUCUUUGUCACAGGUACCUCUCCCAACAACAGUAACCACUGAGAAAACAUUUUUUAAAUCUUACAUAUUGCAAAGAAAGCCUUGUAUUGUAACUAUGGUAUAAAGAAAUGCUUAUGGUGCAACCUGCUAUAGAUGGCUCAAGGUCCAGACACGUUUGUUAGAGAACAAACUCUGGGAAAACCAUGAGCUUUGUGGAACAGAUAAUAUCCACAGACAAAUGACAAGCUUAUUUUCUAGAAAAGUAUACUUUUGUCAUCCUUAUCCUUUAAAUAUUCUUUACAGUGCACAAAAAAAAAAAAACCACAUACAAUCUGCUAACCUUUGAAAACAGACUUAACUUUUCAUAGCAAAUAUGUGAACUUAAGUAUCUUUUUUCAUAUG
Pocillopora damicornis (cauliflower coral) is the source of this 1538-nucleotide messenger RNA. RefSeq lists its product as uncharacterized. NCBI's taxonomy places the organism in Eukaryota, Metazoa, Cnidaria, Anthozoa, Scleractinia, Pocilloporidae. The record is from RefSeq and is a predicted model, not a curated record.